Messenger RNA from Zootoca vivipara (common lizard), 2124 nucleotides. RefSeq names its product acetylserotonin O-methyltransferase like (gene ASMTL). Gene Ontology annotation, molecular function: O-methyltransferase activity; nucleoside triphosphate diphosphatase activity; protein dimerization activity. NCBI's taxonomy places the organism in Eukaryota, Metazoa, Chordata, Lepidosauria, Squamata, Lacertidae. The record is from RefSeq and is a predicted model, not a curated record.
AAGUGCGCCGCGAUAAAGGCGCCGGCUGGCUCCCUCCUCUCCUCUCCGUCGGCUCGUCCUUCCCGCGGCUGUCCGGUCCCGCCGCAGCCAUGGUCCUGAACCCCGUCAUCGGAAAGCUGGUCCACAAGAGGGUGGUGCUGGCCAGCGCCUCUCCGCGCCGCCAGGAGAUCCUCACCAACGCGGGCCUCCGGUUUGAAGUUGUUCCCUCCUGGUUCAAGGAGACGCUUGAGAAGUCAUCUUUCGCAGCUCCCUUUGAAUAUGCCGUAGAAACUGCAAGGCAAAAGGCACUUGAAGUGGCAAACAGAAUGCAUCUGAAACAUCUUAGAACACCCGAUGUCGUUAUAGGGGCAGACACCAUAGUGACAAUAGAAGAACAGAUUUUGGAGAAACCAGUGGACAAACAAGACGCAUAUAGGAUGCUUUCAAAGCUGAGUGGCAAGGAGCACAGUGUCUUCACGGGUGUCGCAAUUGUUCAUUGCAGCAGUAAAGAUAAUCAGCUAGAGACUGAAGUCACAGAUUUCUAUGAAGAAACCAAAGUUAAGUUUUCUGCCCUCUCUGAGGAACUCUUAUGGGAGUAUAUUCACAGUGGUGAGCCCAUGGACAAAGCUGGUGGCUAUGGGAUCCAGGCACUUGGGGGAAUGUUAGUGGAAUAUGUUCACGGAGACUUCUUGAACGUGGUGGGGUUUCCUUUGAAUCGCUUCUGCAAAAAGUUAGCAGAAUUGUAUUAUCCGCCCCCAAAGCACACCAUCCAUCACAUAAAGCAUGACUCCAUCCCUUCAGUAGAGACUUUUGAGAUUUUAAGUGAUGGGGAGUGUGACUCUUCGGAUAACCACACACAGUUUGAAAGCGCUAAGAAGCAAAACAGCAGUGGAGUCCCCCACAGCCUGGAAAAGUGCACAAAGAGCAGUCAUUCUUGCAACACACCUGUGGAAAGUCAGAAUGGAGUAAUAGAAAAUGCAACGCAAUUCCCAUCUAAACUCACUCACCUUCUGGAUGGCUUCAGAGCAUCAAAGGCUUUGUUUGUGGCAUCUAAGCUGAAAGUAUUUGAUGUUCUGAAAGAUAAGGGCACCUUGACAGCUGUGGAAGCUGCUAAUAAACUUAAAACCUCGGUGUGUGGCACAGAAAGAUUACUUGAUGCCUGUACCUCUCUUGGCCUAUUGGACAAGAACCAUCUAGGUUACAGCAAUACAGAUAUGACAAAUUUAUAUCUAGCAUCAGAUGGCGAAUGUUCACUUCAUGACUACGUUCUCUACUGUAAUGACCACACAUGGCCUCUGUAUAAACAUUUGGAGUUGGCAGUCAAAGAGGGGACUCCGCUGAACCAAAUAUUUGAGAAGAAAGCAGAAGAUUGUAUUCAGGAUUUCUGUUGCCAAACUACAGAGGCGAAGCAACGUUUUAUGAGUGCCAUGCACAGCAUUUCCAAACUAACAGCAAGAGAUGUAGCCGCGGCUUUUGACCUUUCACAGUUCAGAGCUGCGUGUGAUUUGGGAGGUUGCACUGGAGCUUUAGCUUAUGAGCUGGUCCAUAUCUACCCAGAGAUGAGAGUCACGGUAUUUGACCUUCCAGAAAUCAUCACGAGUGUCUCCAGCUGUCAGCCUUCAAGACAAAACCCAGCUCAGGUUUCCUUCAUGUCAGGUGACUUUUUCAAAGAUAAUCUUCCAAAAGGUGACCUUUAUAUUCUUUCACGAGUUCUACAUGACUGUUCAGAGGAGAAGAUUUCCACUCUCUUUAGCAAAAUAUAUGCUGUUUGCAAGCCAGGCAGUGCUUUGCUGGUAGCAGAAAUUGUGCUUGAUGAGAAACGAACAAGCCCUGCUAGAGCUGUCCUGCAGUCCCUUAGUAUGACGGAAGGCAAGCAAAGAACUGGCUUGGAGUAUAAACAGUUAUUGGAGAAACACGGAUUUACCAAUGUGCAGAUUAAGAUAACAGGAAACCUGCUAGAUGCAAUUUUGUGUUUCAAGAAAACAUCUACCCAUUAAAUUAGAUGGAGCAAGUAAUUUGAUUUACUGCCCCCAUCAGCCGGAAUUAGUAUAGAUGUUUCUGUUUUGGGGUUGCACUAAUGAUUGUCCUGUUACAGUUUGAACUGUGCAUGUUCUACUUUUGUUGAUUAAAACAGUUCUAAGAAAA